AUGGGAGCCAUCGUCUAUAUUUAUGGCACACUCAUGAUGUGGUACACCAACGAUCCGUUCUAUAAUCUCAUCACAUUCCUGCAGACCAAUCUGAUGGCUACCGGUUCUGUUGUCAUGAGCAUUUGCUUGCUGCGUUCGGGCAAAAAGUACGUCCAUAUCAUAAAUGACUACUUCGGUUUAUUUCGACGAGUGCAAUAUUUGGCGCCACAUCGACAAGUAAUGGGUAUGCAUCAGUUGAUGUUCCUGCUAAUCAUAGUUAUAUGUGUUGGGAAUGCUGCACUUGGCUUUCUUUUAAUCUUAAACUAUACGAACUGGCGGGAGGCUGUUGUAGUUGCGACCAAGCUCUACCUCGAAAUUGGCUUAGUGGUUAACUUGCAUAUAGCAAGUAUCGGUUAUAUGAGUAUUGGUGCACUCUACAACUAUAUGAAUCGUUAUAUGCGCAAGGAUCUUUUACCCAGAGCCAGAUGUUUGGAUCAUGUGCUAAGACGUAAUAAAACUUAUCGUCCGCCACGUUAUGCGCGCAAGCUCAUACGUUUGACCAGAGAACUGAAUAACUGUGUCAGGAUUUAUAAUGAUAUUUACAAUCUUGCAAUGAAUUUUCAUCAAAGUAUUCGUUAUCAAAUACUAUUUGCUCUAUUAUUCGAAUUUAGCUUGCUUACGACGGUCAUUUACAGUAUUCUGUAUAUCUAUACACUGAUCACAACUAUCGAAUGGGACGCGGUGUUUUUUUGCCUAAUUAUCAUUAUCGAAGUUCUCAUAAUGAUUUUGUCGGCAUAUUCAGCGGUUCAGGAUGGAAUUGCGGCUAAUAAAUUAAGUUUGGAUACGGUGUACAUGGGCGGCGAUACGGAAUGGAAUCGAAGUGUGGAGCUAUUCAUCAAUCGCAUGAAUCUAUACGAAUUUAAACCGAAUGUCUUGGGAUUUUUCGACAUUUCCAGUGAUAUUUUGGUAAUGUUUCUCUCGGCUUCCGUCACCUACUUAACCUAUAUACUCCAAAAUACAAAACUAAGUCAAAAACUAUAA
Messenger RNA from Bactrocera latifrons, 1020 nucleotides. RefSeq names its product putative gustatory receptor 93c. Bases 1 to 1020 code for a protein of 339 amino acids. Gene Ontology annotation, biological process: sensory perception of taste. The record is from RefSeq and is a predicted model, not a curated record. Lineage: Eukaryota; Metazoa; Arthropoda; Insecta; Diptera; Tephritidae. Gene Ontology annotation, cellular component: membrane. The transcript is spliced from 2 exons.